CGCCGCGGCAGUCGCGGCCGAGCCACCGCGGGGGGAGCGCGCGUCGCCACCUCACACACACAUGCCGCGCCGCGGCACGCGCGCCGCCGUCAGCUGACCGUGCUCGCGACGCCCGCGAUACACUCGUUCAUGACUACGAUUGAACAGUGACGAAAAUGUUAUGGACGCAGUGUUUAAAAUGAUGAUCGGCGUGAUAUUCUUUUGUUUAGUGAUGGGCGCGGUGCUUACGGAAGCGCCGGACGGUGAUGCGUGUUUCCGAGUGGGAAGCGACUCGGUGCAGUGCAACGUCCGCGCGCUGUCCGCGGACGGGGACGCGGCGGCCGCGCUGCACGGCGACGCGGCGCGCCUCCGCCUCGCCUGCCGACCGCUGCCCGCCGAGAGCACGCUGCGGGAUCACCACUUCGGCCGCAUGCACGGCCUCGCCGAGAUCUCCAUCACCGACUGCAGGAUCCUCCGCCUGCCCGGUAACGUGUUCGAGGGCUUGCGAGGGUUGAAGUCUUUGACUAUACGCUCCAUGAACGCCGAGUGGGGCAACGAUAAAGAACUGGAACUGUCUCUCGGGGCCUUCAACGGUCUCAGGGAGCUGCACACGCUCGAUCUGGCCUACAACAACAUCAGAAAGAUCCCGUCGGACCUGUUUUGCGCGCUGGAAAAUAUAAUUUCGCUCAAUUUGACGCGAAACAAGAUCAAAUUUGUCGACGAACUGGGCUUCGGCCACAAAUGUGGGUCGACACUGCAGACGAUAGACCUCAGCCACAACGACAUCAUGUCCCUGCCGGCCGACUCGGAGAUCUUGCACCUGCGGCGCUUGACGCAGCUCUACCUGCAGAAUAAUAAAAUAAACGAGUUGCCGUCGGAAGUGUUCAGUGACCUGUUAUCUUUGAAAGUGGUAAAUCUUUCAGACAACGCUAUAAAGUAUUUGCCCGAGGAAUUAUUCUACAACACGAGGGAGGUCCGUGAAAUUUAUAUGCAGAAUAAUGAGCUGGAAACCGUACCCAAACGGAUAUUUAAUCGGUUGGAACAAUUGCUCGUUUUAGAUCUUUCGGCAAAUAAAUUGACGAGCGACCACAUAGAAGAUGAAACGUUCGGUGGUCUAAUAAGAUUAAUCGUGCUCGACCUGUCGCAGAACUCGGUCACGCAGAUCACACGCAACAUGUUCAAAGAUCUGUUCUUUUUGCAGAUACUUAAUUUAAACAACAACUCUAUAGGGUCCAUUGAAGAUAACGCUUUUUCCCCUCUUUUUAACUUACACACUUUAAACUUGGGACAGAACAAACUACAUACUAUCGAGCACCAUGUAUUCAACGGUUUAUUCAUUUUGAAUAAACUUAAUUUAAACAACAAUUUACUGUCUUACAUCGGUGAAGACGCUUUCAGAAAUUGCUCCGACUUGAAGGAGUUAGAUUUAAGUUCCAAUAAGUUGACGAAAGUGCCCGAAGCAGUUUUGCAAUUACCGUUCUUGAAAUCAUUAGAUUUAGGGGAGAAUUUAUUAACUGAAAUUACGAACAGCUCAUUUCAAAAUUUAACGCAGUUGACGGGUCUCCGCUUGAUAGACAAUCAGAUCGGAAAUCUCACAGCGGGAAUGUUCUGGGGGUUGCCCAAUUUACAAGUUCUCAAUAUGGCCAAAAAUAAAAUACAGUCAAUUGAGACGGAAACCUUUCAAAAGAACGUGCAAUUGGAAGCCGUUCGAUUGGACAGCAACUUCAUUUCUGAUAUAAAUGGUGUUUUCGUCUCGUUGACAAAGUUGUUAUGGUUGAACCUAUCCGAAAACCAUUUGGUUUGGUUUGAUUACGCAUUCAUACCGGCAAGCUUGAAAUGGUUAGACAUUCACGCUAACUUUAUUGAAAUACUCGGGAACUACUAUAAAAUACAAAAGGAGCUUCACGUCAAAACUUUGGACGCGAGUCAUAACCGUUUGGUGUCGCUAUCUGCUCUGUCGAUACCAAACAGCGUGGAGCUGCUGUUUAUAAACAAUAACUUUAUCUCGAGCAUAGAAACAGACACGUUUUUCGAGAAGAGUAACUUGACCCGCGUCGAUAUGUAUGCCAAUGAGAUUGAAAGCUUAGACAUAAAUAGUCUGCGUGUUUCGAGAGUGCCUGACGAGCGAGCAUUGCCAGAAUUCUACAUAAGCGGUAAUCCCUUCCGCUGUGAUUGCACAAUGAAAUGGCUCUUACUCAUUAAUUCCGUAACCUCUCGGCAAUAUCCGCGUGUCAUGGAUUUAGAAAAUGUUAUUUGCAAGGAGUCUUAUGUCCGUGGCGUUAAAUAUCUUCCAGUCAGCUCUCUACAUAUCAAAGAUUUUCUAUGUAAAUAUGAUUAUCACUGCCCAGACGAUUGCGAUUGUUGCGAUUUCCAUAUAUGUGAUUGCAAAACUGUGUGCCCUAGAAAUUGUUCUUGUUAUCAUGACUCGACAAGAAGUACCAACGUUGUCGAUUGUUCUGUAAAACAGUUAAGACAUAUACCGCAAAACUUGCCUAUUGAUGCUACGCAUAUAUAUUUAGAUGGCAAUGUCUAUAAUGAACUCAAUGAAUCUGUUUUCGAUCCAGUGCGCAAAGCUCUUGUCUUGUAUUUGAAUUCUAGCAAUAUUGUGACUAUAAAUAACAACACUUUUAGUAGACUCAGUGAUCUCAGAAUACUUCAUUUAGAUAAUAACAAAUUAAGGCAAUUACGAGGACUUGAGUUUUCCAAGUUGAGCAAUUUGAAAGAAUUGUAUCUUCAAAGUAACGAAAUUGAGUAUAUAUUUAACGAAACUUUUUCUGUUUUGGGAGCUCUAGAAGUUUUACGCCUGGAUGGAAACAGGCUCAUGAACUACGGACUGUGGCAUUUGGACAAUAAUAAAAGACUACAAACAUUGUUUAUCGGCAAUAAUCGAUGGUCCUGCGAUUGUAAAUACUUACAAGGUUUUCUCACUUAUGUAUCACAGAACGCUGAGAAGGUUAUCGAUGUCAAUAACUUGUGGUGUCUGAAUGAGAACGUGAGCCCAGCGAAAAAGCCAUUGAAUUUAAAUGUGACAGUUUGCAGUGAAAUAAGCGACAGCUCGAUGAUAAGCGCGUUCUUCGUCUCCCACAACCUGCCAUUACUGGCCUCCGCAUUGACUGGGUUCAUGCUUAUUUUAUUAAUAUUAGCGUUAGUAUUCACAUUUAGAUACGCUUGUAGAAUGUGGUUGUAUUCGAAUUGCGGCAUUAAGCUCUCUCCUCUAACGGGUUUCGAGGACGCAGAUAAGCUUUAUGACGCUUAUGUUUGUUAUAGUCCUAAGGACGAGGAGUUUGUCGUAGAAUCACUCGCUCGGGAACUUGAGAAUGGUUAUCCUUCGUAUCAUCUGUGUUUGCAUUAUAGAGAUGUGCCUCAGUUCGAGGCUACAUACGCGCAGUUCCCCGACCUGGUGGUCGAGGCCACGGAGGCGUCGAGGCGUAUAGUAGUAGUUCUCACAAAGAACUUUAUAUCGACCGAGUGGUCGCAGAUGGAGUUUCGUCAAGCGCUGCAGCGCGCGCUUCGAAAGAAUCCACAUAAAUUAAUAUUAGUCACCGUAGGGCUCGUUCCACGAGAUCCGGAAUUGAAGUCGUAUUUCAAAACGGGUUUGGAGAUAACGUGGAAAGAGAAACGUUUUUGGGAAAGGUUACGGUAUGCGAUGCCUUCGUCAAAGAGGCACGGGCAUAAGUUGAAGAGGCUUAAUUAUGGCAGGAAUUCGAAUACGUACACAGUAGACGCGUCAGUAUUAAAUAGUACCUGCCAGACUCUGUGCGGCAAGUCUGCUAACUCUGCUGAGAGGUCGCCCUGCGACCGCCCUCUAUCUGAACAUAUCUAUUCCACCAUAGACUCGGACUACUCAUCCAAUGACUACCACGGUCGCCACCAGCCACAGUCCGUGGUCAUGCAGCACACAGUCCAAACAUACCUCGUAUAAAAGAUAUUCUAAGAAUGUCUGUUAAAGGAUCUCUUGUUGCUGACCUGUUAAGCCUUAGAUAGCCCUAGGCGCUGUACAUUGUUUUGUUGUAGACGAAUUGAAUCGUCCGAUGUUGUAUAUAAUAUACCUAAUAUAAACCUGUAAUCUAUUUCUUAUAGCAAUGUAACUUUUGUACAAUAAUGAUACCAAAUUUUCGCAUUUCUACAGAAUUGCUUCGUCGUAUUUAUUACUUUUUUAAAUAAACUCUUUUAAGUAUUAAUUGGAAAGACUGUAAAUUAUUGUGUAGUUGUAAGUAAAGUUCGAUUGGCUGGUGUUUGUAUAGCGAAGUACCUAAUUAAAGAAUUUUACGAAUGACAAA
Messenger RNA from Pectinophora gossypiella (pink bollworm), 4259 nucleotides. Its product is annotated as toll-like receptor 7. Lineage: Eukaryota; Metazoa; Arthropoda; Insecta; Lepidoptera; Gelechiidae. Gene Ontology annotation, cellular component: extracellular matrix. Gene Ontology annotation, molecular function: protein binding. The transcript has a single exon. Bases 161 to 3901 code for a protein of 1246 amino acids. Gene Ontology annotation, biological process: signal transduction. The record is from RefSeq and is a predicted model, not a curated record.